AUGGCACCAAAGUUGGAACAGUUAGGCCCUUGUACUUCAAAUGGUAAUCUAAAUAAUGAACAUACGGAUGAUGCAACAACCAAAGAAGUUUUACCGGGUAUUCUCUACGAGCCGCACAAUUUUCGUCACUAUGCACCAACACUUUAUCUUGGUAAGGGAGGUUUUGCGCGUUGUUAUGCAGCAAAAGACUCAUCGUCUGCAAUGGAAGUAGCGCUGAAAAUUGUUCCAAAAAAUCGUCUCACCAAGCAUUCUCAACUGGAAAAGAUGCGCAAAGAGAUAGCGAUCCAUGAGUCACUGAACCAUCCAAAUGUGGUCAAAUUUUUGAGUUGUUUCGAAGAUAGUAUCAAUGUCUAUAUGGUUCUUGAACUUUGUCACAACGGAACCCUCCUUUGUCGCAUCCAAAAUACACCUGGAGGGCGAUUAAAGGAUCACAGUACACGAAUGUAUUUAUUACAAAUUGUUGACGCUGUCACAUACUUGCAUGAACAAGUUGGUAUUUUGCAUCGUGAUUUGAAACCCGGUAAUGUUCUUCUUAGCAAUAACGAUCAGGUGAAAUUGGCAGAUUUCGGAUUGGCUUUGAAAUUAAGCGAUUUACCGUAUUCGUCGUUGAAUGUUUGCGGGACGCCAAAUUAUUUGUCGCCUCAGGUACUUAAACGAGAAGGUCAUUCGAAAGAAUCGGAAGCGUGGUCCAUUGGUUGUAUACUGUACUGCAUGUUGGUCGGCAAGCCACCAUUUGAGGCAGAUACAUUAGAAAAGACAUAUGUCAAAAUAGCGUCAUGCGAUUAUUCAUUUCCGCUUAAACCUAAAAUUUGCACUUUUGCCGAGGAUCUCAUUUCAAAGUUGCUCAUUCCGGAUGCAGCGGUUCGAAUGAAAAUAAGUGUUGUCAAAUGUCAUCCAUACUUUGGCAGUAAAGAUAUUGCGGGAAUGCAAGAACCAUACUCAGUAAAAAGAAAAGAAAAUAACAUCCAAUUGUCCAAGACAGCAAAUUUUGAUCAAGGCUUUGGAGGAGGUUGCAGCAUUGGUGAUUCUGGAAUUGGCUCCGAAGGGUGUUUGAAUGCUCGGCCACGAUCAAUUUCUGACUGUAAAGCCUUGUAUAAGCAAUUGUUACUGGGUUAUUACACUGUGUCAGAUGAAGCGCCUUUCUUGCUUGAUUUCCAGUUGACUAUGGUAAGCAAAUGGGUAGAUUAUACUAACAAAUACGGUUUUGGCUGUGUUCUCAGCGAUGGUACCCAUUGCACGCUGUUUGUCGAUAAUUCCUCUGUUUCCCGCAGGCGUGGUGUAGAAAAGGAAGCUGAGCGGUAUUUGAUGAUAUCUGAUAUAGAUCAGGACCCAUGGACUUUUGUGGAAUGGACUACGCUAGAUACUGUCAAUGAUCAACGAUUGGCGAAAAAAGUCCGUGUUGUGGAACUUUUCAGUGAUUACAUGGAUAAGGAGCUUCAGCCAGUGUAUGAGCACAGCGAUGUUCGCCAACAGCUAGAUGCCUUGGUCUAUCAAAAACGACAUAGUGGAGUAUUAUUGAUGUGUCUCGCUUUGGGAACUAUUCAGAUUAAUUUUCUGGAAUCACACGAAAAAUUGGUUAUUAAUCGGGAUGAACAUGGUCGUUUACUUAUCACGGUGAUCGACCGAUGCAUUGGUUUCCGUACAUACCAUCUUCUUCCUUGUACUGCAACACCCAGUCGCCCAAACUGUCAAAAAGUUCAGCAACUGUUGAACAAGGCUUGUCGGCUUCUAGAAGACGAGAAAGCAGCGUUGCAGCGAACUUACUGUGCUACACAGUGUUAG
Molecule: messenger RNA, 1782 nt
Organism: Cercopithifilaria johnstoni
Lineage: Eukaryota; Metazoa; Nematoda; Chromadorea; Rhabditida; Onchocercidae
Source: the annotation of a GenBank genome assembly